Messenger RNA from Megalops cyprinoides (Indo-Pacific tarpon), 532 nucleotides. Its product is annotated as protein LBH-like. The record is from RefSeq and is a predicted model, not a curated record. The coding region runs from base 191 to 487 and encodes 98 amino acids. Lineage: Eukaryota; Metazoa; Chordata; Actinopteri; Elopiformes; Megalopidae. The transcript has 3 exons. Gene Ontology annotation, biological process: regulation of DNA-templated transcription.
UCAGGCAGCGGUUUCGGCUGGUGCGUCGGAGCAUCGCUCCCGUUUGCACACGUUCGUUUGUUUUGGAAGUAAGCAUAAAUUGAUUUCGCGUCAGUACAGGAUUGCCAGCUCGUUUUGAAGGUCGCACUUUCCGAGGACAAAAUAGGCUACCCCAGGAGGCGGUGAUUCUGAGCACCGCAGGUGCCGCUUCAUGUCCGUAUAUCACGCCCAGGUGUCCCGCUCGGUUUUUGCAGCCGGUAGGGAGAUGACCCAGGAGAUGGUGAAGGAUCUGCGACUCGGAGCCAGGGAAGACCGGGCCUCCUAUCAGAUCUUCCCGGACGCCUCAGACCUGAAGCGCUGCUGUGCGCUGCUGGAGCAGCUGCCGUCCAUCGUGGUGGAGCCCCCAGAGGGGGAGGUGGAGAGCGGAGAGCUGCGCUGGCCCCCUGAGGAGAAGGAGAAGGAGGAGGAGGAGGAGAGGAAGGCCGGGCAGCCAGUGCAGAGCUCCUAACACUGACGACUCCUUGCAGGCCUACACAUGGACAGACGCACACAG